Messenger RNA from Linum trigynum, 228 nucleotides. NCBI's taxonomy places the organism in Eukaryota, Viridiplantae, Streptophyta, Magnoliopsida, Malpighiales, Linaceae. The record is from the annotation of a GenBank genome assembly.
AUGGUUUCUUAUAUGCAGGCGCCUUUCGCGAUGCAGGGCAAUCAUCAGCAGCAACAGCAGCAGGGGAUGCAUGAUAGCGGCAUGCUGAAUGGGUACUACAGGGAUCCGUUCGGGUCGGGCUCCUGCAUUGGGAGCGGAAGCGGAGAAGAUGGUGUAGGAACUUCUCAGAAUGGCAUGUCUGGCUUUGAUCUAUAUGCGCAGUACAAUAAAUGGCGAAAGGGGGGUUAA